Molecule: messenger RNA, 1064 nt
Organism: Panthera uncia (snow leopard)
Lineage: Eukaryota; Metazoa; Chordata; Mammalia; Carnivora; Felidae
Product: procathepsin L-like
Exons: 7
Coding region: 63-1064 (333 amino acids)
Biological process (GO): immune response
Cellular component (GO): lysosome
Molecular function (GO): cysteine-type endopeptidase activity
Source: RefSeq, a predicted model, not a curated record
GGCUUUUUAGGUGGUUUGAUCUAAUCAGACACUCAUUCUUUUCCUUUCCUAGGUUUUCAAACAUGCAUCCUGCCUUCUUCCUGGCUACCCUUUGCCUGGGAAUAGCGUCAGCUGCUCCACAAGUCAAUCAGAGCUUAGAUGAACAAUGGUCCCAGUGGAAGGCAACACACGGGAAACUAUAUAGCAUGGAUGAAGAAGGACAGAAGAGAGCAGUGUGGGAGAGGAAUAUGCAAAUGAUUGAACAGCACAAUCAGGAACACAGCCAAGGGAAACACAGCUUCACAAUGGCAAUGAAUGGUUUUGGUGACAUGACCAGUGAAGAAUUCAAGCAGGUGUUGAAUGACCUUAAAAUCCAGAAACACAAAAAGGGGAAAGUGUUCCAAGCACCUCUCUUUGCUGAGAUCCCUUCAUCUGUAGACUGGAGAGAGAAAGGCUAUGUAACUCCCGUGAAGAAUCAGGGUGACUGUCAUUCUUGUUGGGCUUUUAGUGCAACUGGUGCCCUUGAAGGACAGAUGUUCCGGAAAACUGGCAAACUUGUUUCACUGAGUGAGCAGAACCUGGUGGACUGCUCUUGGACUCAUGGCAAUAAGGGCUGCCAUGGUGGCCUAAUGGAUAAAGCCUUCCAGUAUGUUAAGGACAAUGGGGGACUGGACUCAGAGGAAUCCUAUCCAUAUCAUGCACGGAACAAAUCCUGCAAAUACAAGCCUGAGAAUUCUGUUGCCAACGUGACUGCCUUCUGGAGUGUCAUAAACAAGGAGGAUGGCCUAAUGACCACAGUGGCAACUGUGGGGCCUGUCUCUGCUGCUGUAGAUGCAAGCCUGAAUUCCUUCCAGUUCUAUAAAAAAGGCAUUUAUUAUAAUCCAAAGUGCAGCAAUAAACGCCUGAAUCACGGUGUUCUGGUGGUUGGCUAUGGCUUUGAAGGAGAAGAAUCGGAUAACAAAAAAUACUGGAUUCUCAAGAACAGCUGGGGUGCAAAUUGGGGCAAACACGGCUACAUACUCAUGGCCAAGGACCGGGACAACCACUGUGGAAUCGCCACCAUGGCCAGCUUUCCUAUCGUGUGA